This is a messenger RNA of Paramecium sonneborni, 714 nucleotides long. The record is from the annotation of a GenBank genome assembly. NCBI's taxonomy places the organism in Eukaryota, Ciliophora, Oligohymenophorea, Peniculida, Parameciidae.
AUGAUUACCAUCUCCAAUGAAUAAUUGAAUCCCUGUAGAUUAUAUCUAUUAAAAACUGAUAAAUUAAUAAUUAAAAAUAAAUAAGAAGAGGGAUUGACAUUUACAUUUAUUCAACAAAAGAGUAAGCCAUUAAAAUUAGAAGAAUAAUUUAAGUUUGAUUGUAAGGUUGGAAAUCAUUACUUGAUUUGUGAAAAACUUAAUCUAAAGUCUGAAGUUUAUGUUUUUAAAACUCAUUAUGAUAGAGAAAAAUAUUAAGAAUAAGAAGAAGAAUUUAAAGCUACAAAAUCAGAAUAAUAAUAUGAUAGUGAAGAUAUAUCAAAUGAAAAUGAUGAAAUUAUGAGUGAAGAAAUCGGAAUCUUACCUUAAAGAAAGAAGAAAUUGUUAAAAUGGUCAACAGCUGAAACAUCUUCGACUUAUUAUUCUAAAAAAGAGAAUUAAUCAACGACAUCUGAUAUGAGUGAAUAGUUAUUCCCAGAAAAAAGAGGUAAACGUAAGGGAUCUGAUCCAGUUAUAUAGAAAACAGAAUUUAUUGUAAAACCAAUAAUAUAAAGAACUAAUUAAAUUAAUAAUUUAUUACAAAUUUAAUCAUAUGCUAAGAUGAAUUAAAAAAGAUAAAUAACAAUCUCAGAAGAAUAAUUAUUAUCACUUAAAUAAAAUUGGAAUAUUUAAAAAAUGAUUAAUGAAUAUCUUAUUAAUUAAUAUUCUUAUUAAUGA